AUGACGGCAGACGAUCACAGCCCGAUUAGUCGCAAAAAUACAAGUUGCACCUGCGGAUGGGACGUAAAGUUCGGUUAUGGCGUGGCAUACACGCUAGCCGUCUUCGAGGCGAAACGUCUCUUCGUAAUCGCCUUGGAAAUAUUCGCAGAAUGGCAGGUGAUCCAAUUCGCAGGUGGUUUCCAGCCAAUCGCCCUCAUCUUGGCGGAAGUGACUUUAGGAUUGCCAUGUGCCCUUAUAACAGUACGCACCAUACGCAGGCGUAAUUUACCAAGAUUUCGUACAAAGACUAAGUUAGUGCUAAGAUGUCUUUUGAUAAUAAUAAUUAUGUGUACCGCUAUGAACACGGCGGCCUUAGCCUCAAUAGGGUAUCAUGUCAGUGUAAGACAGAAGACGCUGGUCGACGUCUUCAACACAUCCAUGCGCCUAUAUGUUAGUGUAAAGUCGUACAAAUAUGCGAUCGACGAGAUCCAAUUCGUACUACAAUGUUGUGGUCACACGUCUUAUACCGACUGGUUUCUUUUUGACUGGCAGAAAGUGGAUUAUGCGUCUCGGGAAGAAAUGGCAGGACAAAACAGAAUCUCGGACGAGGAUUAUAGAGAUCUUGGAGUUCCUUUUAGCUGCUGUAAUUUGCGCGUUGUGGCACCCUGUAUGCACAUGCAGAUAAUAGAUGACAAAACAAUAAACGUGAACGGCUGCGCGGAAAUCAUCAGCCCCAUUCUUUUCAGAAUCGUCAUAGUCGCUUACGUCAUGACUAGCACUUUAAUCAUUAUACAAGUGUUACUAGUCUUUUUAAUUACAAGAAUGGCCUGCAGAUUCGUACCUCUCCAAACGUCCUCUUCCCAGGUAAGAUGUACCGCUGCACCAUUCACCACUAUAAGCACACUUCCAAGGACUUAUGUACAACGAUUUUCUUCGGUUGAGAAAUCCAUCUGGCGUAAAAGAAUGAUGCAUCGUCAUCCAUUGUCCACAAAUGAUGUCUGCAUCAAGGAAAACAGAAAACAUAGACUGCCUAAACGUAGUUGUUCUAUUUUGAAUUACAAAAAUUGCAAUACUUGGGACGUAGCAAAAAUAAAACCGAGCGUUCACGAAGAACAUAGAAUAUCCGUGGAAAGUCUUCGCAGCAAAUGUACACGUUGAAACUCCUGCUAAUGAUUCAUAGAUCCACAUAGCCAUUAUAACGACUUUCUGAUAAACUGCGCAUUAACGACGGUAAAAUACUAAUUGCAAUCAGAGGUAAGUCAUGUCGCU
This is a messenger RNA of Cataglyphis hispanica, 1248 nucleotides long. RefSeq lists its product as uncharacterized. NCBI's taxonomy places the organism in Eukaryota, Metazoa, Arthropoda, Insecta, Hymenoptera, Formicidae. The transcript has 5 exons. Gene Ontology annotation, cellular component: membrane. The record is from RefSeq and is a predicted model, not a curated record. Bases 1 to 1137 code for a protein of 378 amino acids.